Aureobasidium musti is the source of this 183-nucleotide messenger RNA. NCBI's taxonomy places the organism in Eukaryota, Fungi, Ascomycota, Dothideomycetes, Dothideales, Saccotheciaceae. The record is from the annotation of a GenBank genome assembly.
AUGCCCAGCAACACCGCCCAUAUCCAGCAGCGUGCUCAGCUCAAGCAGCACGACGACCUCGUCAUCGCUACCGAUGAGCGCAGUGAGUGGCAAGAUGGUCAGAACGAGUUUGGACUGCCUUCAACUCCUGGAGUCCGCUCGAGACCUGCACCAGUAAGAGAAUGCGCUGUCAGCACCUUCUAG